Pogona vitticeps (central bearded dragon) is the source of this 6531-nucleotide messenger RNA. RefSeq names its product forkhead box P1 (gene FOXP1). Gene Ontology annotation, biological process: regulation of transcription by RNA polymerase II. Gene Ontology annotation, cellular component: nucleus. The record is from RefSeq and is a predicted model, not a curated record. Lineage: Eukaryota; Metazoa; Chordata; Lepidosauria; Squamata; Agamidae. Gene Ontology annotation, molecular function: RNA polymerase II cis-regulatory region sequence-specific DNA binding; DNA-binding transcription repressor activity, RNA polymerase II-specific.
CCCUUUUGGAAAGCUAGUUCCCGACUCGGGCGGAGGGCUCUAUUGUUAUUUAUUGUGUGGCAGUGUUGCACGCUGUGCCUACUGCAUGGGGCUGGCUGGCUGGUUAGAAAGGGAGCGAGGGGACUGAGUGAGGCAAGGAGAGAAGGAAGGGAGGGACAGGCAGGCAGAGACAGACAGACAGGCAGGCUCCCUCCCUCACUUACCCACCCGUUCGCCCGCCCGCCCGCAGUGGGGGGAGCCCCUUAGCUGGCACCGCCAGGCCGUUUCCAGCGGAGCCCAAAGUUUUGCCUGCGGGAGAGCACAGGAGCAACUGCAGCCUUUUGCUUAGGAGCUGAGUGCUGACCGUGGCGAUCACACCGUUGCAGCGCUGUUUCUAUUGCAUUCUACAGGUCAUUUAUCUGAGUGAAUCCUACUUGUGAACCUGCUAGAGAUGAAGUGGGAUUAAUCCCCUCUAAAACUUCCUCAGCCAUGAAAGAAAAUGUAUAACACCUGCAAUUAACACUGCUAACCUCUCCUGAAACAUGGCACAGUGACAAUCAGUGACAGAAAAGUCAGGGUGAGAAGACUGGCCUUUUUGAUUGGCUGUACCUGAAGAUUGCUUGACAGAAACCACUAAGAAAGUUUUUAAGUCAUGAUGCAAGAAUCUGGGACUGAGACAAAAAAUAACGGUUCAGCCAUUCAGAAUGGAGGGAGCACUGGGAACCACUUACUAGAGUGCAGCCUACGGGAAGUGAGAUCAAACGGAGAGACACCUUCUGUGGAAAUUGGCGCUGCAGAUCUAGCCCAUCUUCAGCAACAGCAGGCUCUACAGGUAGCAAGACAGCUUCUGUUACAGCAGCAGCAACAGCAACAACAACAACAGCAGCAGCAACAACAACAACAACAGCAGCAGCAACAACAACAACAGCAGCAGCAACAACAAGUUAGUGGUCUGAAAUCCCCCAAGAGGAAUGAAAAACAGCCAGCCCUUCAGGUUCCAGUCUCAGUGGCUAUGAUGACACCUCAAGUUAUCACUCCCCAGCAAAUGCAGCAGAUCCUCCAGCAGCAAGUGCUAACCCCACAGCAGCUUCAGGUCCUGCUUCAGCAGCAGCAGGCACUCAUGCUUCAACAGCAGCAGCUUCAAGAAUUUUAUAAGAAACAACAGGAACAGUUGCAGCUCCAACUUUUACAGCAACAACAUGCUGGAAAACAGCCUAAAGAGCCACAGCAGCAACAGGUGACUUCACAGCAGUUGGCCUUUCAACAGCAGCUUUUACAGAUGCAACAACUGCAACAGCAGCACCUCCUUUCUCUACAACGCCAGGGUCUCCUAACAAUUCAGCCUGGUCAGCCGACCUUGCCAUUGCAGCCUCUGGCUCAAGGCAUGAUUCCAAGUGAACUCCAGCAACUCUGGAAAGAAGUAGCGAGUUCUCACACUGCAGAGGAAGCUGCAAACAGCAACCACAAUAGCUUGGACCUGUCAACGUCAUGUCUCUCUUCCUCAGCCUCUUCAAAGACCUCCUUAAUAAUAAACCCACAUGCCUCAACAAAUGGACAACUGUCAGUCCACACUCCUAAAAGGGAGAGUUUAUCCCACGAAGAGCACUCUCAUAGCCAUCCACUUUAUGGGCACGGAGUAUGCAAAUGGCCAGGCUGUGAAGCGGUAUGCGAAGAUUUCCAGUCAUUUCUGAAACAUCUCAACAGUGAGCAUGCGCUGGAUGAUAGAAGUACAGCCCAAUGUAGAGUACAAAUGCAGGUUGUACAACAGUUAGAGCUGCAGCUUGCAAAAGACAAAGAGCGCCUGCAAGCUAUGAUGACGCACCUGCAUGUGAAGUCAACUGAACCCAAAGCUACCCCUCAACCUCUGAACCUUGUAUCUAGUGUCACACUUUCAAAGACGGCAUCAGAGGCUUCUCCACAGAGCUUACCUCAUACUCCCACCACCCCAACGGCACCCAUCACGCCUGUUACGCAGGGACCUUCCGUCAUCACUACUACCAGCAUGCACAGUGUCGGGCCUAUCCGAAGGCGGUACUCUGACAAAUACAAUGUGCCCAUCUCUUCAGCAGAUAUUGCGCAGAACCAAGAAUUCUACAAGAAUGCAGAAGUCAGGCCACCCUUCACAUAUGCAUCCUUAAUUAGGCAGGCCAUUCUUGAAUCUCCAGAAAAGCAGCUAACACUAAAUGAAAUCUACAAUUGGUUCACGCGAAUGUUUGCCUACUUCAGACGAAAUGCAGCAACGUGGAAGGGUGCUAUUCGCACCAACCUCUCCCUGCAUAAGUGCUUUAUCAGAGUAGAGGAUGAGUUUGGGUCCUUUUGGACUGUUGAUGAUGAAGAGUUUAAACGUGGCCGUCAUAUUCAACGAGGCCGUCCUCGAAAAUUCUGCCCUGAUGAAAACUUUGGCGAGCUUGUUACACAAAACCCUUCACUUAUUAAAAACAUGCAGACCAGCCACACCUACUGCUCACCUCUCAAUGCUGCUUUACAGGCUUCAAUGGCUGAAAACAGUAUAUCGCUGUACACUACUGCUUCCAUGGGAAACCCUACUCUGGGCAGUUUAGCCAAUGCUCUGCGAGAAGAACUUAAUGGUGCAAUGGAGCAUGCGAACAGUAAUGGGAGUGACAGCAGUCCGGGACGUUCCCCUAUGCAAGCAAUGCACCCUGUGCAUGUCAAAGAAGAACCGCUAGAUCCAGAUGAAAAUGAAGGCCCACUAUCAUUAGUGACAACAGCCAAUCACAGUCCAGAGUUUGAUCAUGACAGAGAUUAUGAAGAUGAAAAUGUAAAUGAGGACAUUGAAUGAAUAUGUCUGUGGUUGUGAUCCUGCAAAUGAAGAGCAUGGGGACAGAGGGGAAAAAUGUACUUCAAAAUUAGCUGUGAAAUCUGUCCCCAUUAUUUGUACAGUCUGGAGGAGGAUACGUUUGGUCUAUUUUGACAGCUAUGAAAUAUGUUAACUCUUAGUGCCAUCAAGUAUCCCAUUUGGGAGUAUUUUUGAUUUUUCUACUUUUUGUUGAAAAAAAAAACAAAGAAAUUUGUACUCUGUGCAUUGGAUGGACUUGUUUGGUACUUGGGAUUCCCUCUCACAGUCAACAUCAGUGUUGUAAAUUUGUUCAACUAAUUCAUUUAUCCACAAUUUGGCAGCAGACUUUGGACUGCAGUUCUUCCAGUUUGGGACACUGAAGACGUCAGAGUGAGCAUGUACACGUAAAUGGCAGAUCAAGCCUUUGCCCAGAUUUUAAGGAUUCCAAUGGACAACUUAUUUGCACAGUAUCGCAUGUUGAUUAUCACUGCCUUUACUUUUUUUUCCUUCCAUUUGGGAUGGGGAUGUCAUGGGAUAUGUAUGUGCGUGCAUGUGUGGCCACGCAUAUAUACUGAAGAGGGAUUAAAAGAGAAUUCUCCCAAUUUUUUUAGUGAAUAGCUUUGAUUUCCUCCCCUCCUCCUCCUACACCAUUUAAGUUCUGACCUCAGGCCUCAACUGGCCAAGGCCUUUUGGGGCUUACUGUUUUCUGUACUUCUGUGAUGAAUGUUAAUAGGUGUGUUUAUUAUACAAAACUGAAUGUCCAUUGAAUUGUUUGUAGUUCUUUUUCUGACAUUCAUUCUUGUUUCCUUCAGAUGUCAUCAUGCGUUCUUUAGCUUUGGAAAACAUUCCAUUUUUGGGCUAUAUGUCCCCUCCACCCGGGAAAGGUUCUCUUAAUGCUGCUGUAACCUGUGCAAACAUAUCUUCCAGCAGAAAAAGGCAGUACUGCAAGAGUGAGAAUGAAAGGCAAACCACCAUAGAAAUUGUGUAGAAUGUGAUCCAAAAGUCAUUCCAGAGAGCAGCAACAAUAUAUAUAUUGUUGUCUUCUUGGUUUGGAGGUUAUUCUUCUGAGUUUUUAUUUGUUUGCUUUUGAAGCAAGGGUGACUUUUUUUAAACACAAUUUAACAGCACCAAAAAAAUUGAACAGAAACCAACCAACACAGCUGAUGUCAAAAAUUAAUAUCAAAACUUAAGGCUGUUUGUGUCUUAAUAUGAAUUUCUGGUCCAUCAAAUCGUUCUGAAAUAUCUAUUUGUGUAGAAGAUCCAUAUUUGCAAACAAGCUAUUGUACGUGGUGGUUCUUCAUAAGUUAAUACAGUUUGAGGAUAGAUUUGUGCCAUUCUCUAGUUCAAACAGAAUUCAGGAGCCAGAUUCAAUUUGCUGAGGAAAUCAGUAAGGCUCUUGUAAUAAUAGUAUCUAGGCAAAUUGUGUUAUUACACAAGAUCAUUCCAACAUCUUACACCAACCAGUAUGAGAAAGUAACAAUUGGGUGAGUAAGCUGUGUUGCAAAUCGCAGUGUUUUUCAGAGCAAAUAUGGAUGGACAGCUGCUGUUAAAAUCUCAGAACCCCUUUAUCACUGGACAUCUAAACACUGUCAUUCUCCAGCCACUUCUCUGUAAUUCACUUAUUUAUGUUGGACUAUAACUUUUUAAUUUCAAAAGCUUUUCUGAUCUUAACUUAUAUUUUACUUCAUGCUUUCCCUCCCCCUUAAAAUUACCAAAGAUAUUACACAAAGGUAAAUUAUGUUCUCUGUUAUAUGCUUUAUCUUAUGAAGCCAAAUAUCCUCUUAUUGUUGAUCAAAGGAGGUGAAAAAAUUUAGAAGCAAAUGUCAAGAUGUGGGCUAUGGCUAACCUGAGAAGGAAAACUGCUCCUUUGUAGAGUAUGAUGUAGACGUCCAAGUAGAUGGCUGAACCAAAGUCGUUGUUUUAAUUUGUGUUUCUUUACAGUGACCUAUAAAGAGAGAGCUUUUUAAAGGCUCAAAACUAGGGAACAGUAUUAAGUGAAGAGCGCACGGAAAGGGCAGCAUGUCAUCUGGAGAAUGAAAGGAAGGAAUCUGUUUUUGCAGAAAAACUAGAGCAAAAUGAAACAGUUCCAUAACAUACGGAGCUUUCACAACUUAAACUGAGCCUUAUAAGAGUAGAAUUGGAAGAAGUUGUGUUUAGGCUUAAGUUAGGUGUUUGGCCUUACAAAUCCCAUUCCCUUUUCUUAAAAGCUAGCUAACAGGCCAAUUUCUUUUUCACUUGGUUUAUCAGUGCACAAGAAUUUAGAAUGGUUGUGACUGUCGUUCUGUUAGAAGUUUUUAUCUUUUUUAUUUUUGGUCAGCAUCUGUCACCUGGAAGAAGAGUCUUGUCUCCUUAUAAACUAAUGCUACAUUUGCCAUUAACCUAACAGGAUACAAAUGACUUUUUUUAAACCGCCCCCCCCCCGCCAGCGAAAUAUAUCAAAGCUGAACUUUUAUUUUUCCUUCCCUGAUUUAUUUUUUGUAAGGAGGGCAGUCUGUGGUCAUUUGAAACAUUACAAAACAAACCUGUAUUCAGGAAGCUCCAUAAUGUACAGGAGGUAGCCAGAUGGGAUCAUAAGAAGCGAUCUAUCCCUGUGCUUCAAAACUGAGUGGUUUUGCUGGUUAGCUUGGUAUUCAGAAAGGGGAUAAAAAUCUGGUAGAUUAGUUCAUUCUCAGCAUGUGUAGCUAGACAUGAGUAAAGAUAACAGCAUGAGAAACUGUUAGUACGCAUACCUCAGUUCAAACUGUUAGGGAAUGAGUAAAUAAAAAACUUUAAAAACUACAUUUCACUCAGUUGCACUUAGUUGUAUGUCUUGCAUGCAUAGUCUAAAGACUGUAGCAAAAUAAUAAAUGAGAAAAGGAAAUAAAAAUAAUUAGACUUACCAUAACUUGCAGGUAUCGCUGCCCUGCAGAGGAACCAAGAGAAAAAUCUCAGGCUUUACAUCAAGCAAAUUUUGCUAUUUUUUACAAAUUUCAGAUUCUGUGUCCCUUUGGAUAAUAACAAUUGUUCCUAUAGGGUGGGGUUUAUUAUGUUGUACAUAUAUAGCCCAAUGUGUCUCUGUGAUCCUUUUUGUCUUUUGGUGGGUAGGGGGUGGGAUGGCAGGGGAAGGAGAUGGGUGGGGGAGGGGAAAGGUCCUUUUUUAAAGCUAUCAUUCCUUAAAAGGAAUAAAUUCAUACAUGUUUGUCAAAACACCUUUUGCUUUUUGUGCAACUGCUUUAUAUUAACUAUACUUUUAAAAAAAUGCUUUGAAAAGAAAUCCUACUAUAUGUAAUGGAAUUGCAGAAUAUGCUGCACAUGUAUUUUAUUUAGUUAUCCUUGCUUUAAGACUAUUGGAUGACAUUUGCUGACAUGUGGGAGAAAAUCCCAAACUCUAUGGUUUUGGUUUUGGCAGAUUUUUUUUUCCUUUUUUGGCUUCUAAAAUGUAACAUAGUUGACAGAUGAUUUCCCCCAUUCUGUUAUGGAUCAAAUCAUUUUUGUACAAUUUUUUUUGCUGUUGUCGUUAUGCCAUUUCGUGUUGUCUUUUUGUUUUUAAAUACUUUCUCCACCCCUUCUGUUAUUCCCUACUACUGCCUGUUUCUGGCAGUCUUAAGGGGGAAAAAAGAAAAAAAAAACUUUCAAAAAUGUUUUCUCCUGCUGCAGUAAAUACUUUGCAUGAUGAAUUCCAAGGUCACACUUUCAAAGUUUAUCAGUGAAGUAGUGAUUAAUAAUGGAGAGUGUCAAAAUUAUUGAACUUUUGUAUAAAAAAACUUUACAAGGUG